CCAUGUGAUUUUAUUUAUUUAUUGCAAAGAUAAGAUUUAAUAGAUUUGUUUAUUGUAGAUUUAGUCCGUGCAUCUACUUUCAGGUCGAGACGUGAUGUUUGCUUCCACCCUCACGCCCAUAUAGUUUUGUGGGGAGGGGCUUACAAACCAGUUAUGUGGAUGUUCAAUUAGCUUGAAUUCCAACUAUUUGCCUGGCUUGUAUUCCUAAAAGUGAACCGACAUGGCCUUCCCUGCUUUGCUUGGGCAUUCACUUUCAUCUCCCAUCUAUGCUGCUUGUUGAAGUCCAUCACCUACACUAUAAGUGAAGUGCCUCUGGUUUAUUCCGGCUUUACUUGAGAGACUGUGCUAGCAAAGUGUGUAAACUUUGGAAGUGUUUUGGGUAAAAUGGAACAACUGGUACUGUCAGAGUUGGUAACACCAAACAAAUUGUUUUCUAGUGAUGGUUCUGACAGCUUCCAAACUUGGAAUGAUAUCCUUAAAAGUUGUUGCAUCUGUGCUAUGGAAAAGUAAACCAGAACCUUGUCAGCCCAUACUUUGCUCAGGACACUUGGCUAGAGAUAGGUGGGAACAUCAGUGUGAGGUAGAGAUGGAAAAUGACAAGAGGUUUUAAUUUAGCCCAACUUCUUUUUCUUUCUCCUCUUCCAAUACAGGUGACGGAGCUGAAUGAGCCACUGUCCAAUGAAGAAAGGAACCUGUUGUCUGUGGCCUAUAAAAAUGUAGUGGGAGCACGGCGCUCUUCCUGGCGUGUAAUCAGUAGCAUUGAGCAGAAGACAUCUGCUGAUGGUAACGAAAAGAAGAUAGAAAUGGUACGGGCCUACCGUGAGAAAAUAGAGAAGGAAUUGGAAGCUGUAUGCCAAGAUGUGCUGAGCCUGCUGGACAACUAUCUGAUCAAGAACUGCAGUGAGACACAGUAUGAGAGUAAAGUCUUUUACCUGAAGAUGAAAGGGGACUAUUAUCGCUACCUGGCUGAGGUGGCCACAGGUGAGAAGAGGGCGACCGUGGUAGAGUCUUCAGAGAAAGCCUAUAGUGAAGCCCAUGAGAUCAGCAAGGAGCACAUGCAGCCAACUCAUCCCAUCAGGCUUGGCCUGGCACUUAACUACUCAGUUUUCUACUACGAGAUCCAGAAUGCUCCCGAGCAGGCGUGCCACCUGGCCAAGACAGCGUUUGAUGAUGCCAUUGCAGAGCUGGACACCCUCAACGAGGAUUCCUACAAAGACUCAACGCUCAUCAUGCAGCUUCUUCGUGACAACCUAACGCUCUGGACAAGUGAUCAGCAAGACGACGAUGGUGGAGAAGGCAACAAUUAGACCCCCAAAUGGACUGGCAGCCGCACGCUGAUGCUACUACUGCAGUCUUUAUUUUUUUCCCACAAGUGGGGGGGGGGU
Messenger RNA from Gavialis gangeticus (Gharial), 1385 nucleotides. RefSeq names its product tyrosine 3-monooxygenase/tryptophan 5-monooxygenase activation protein gamma (gene YWHAG). Lineage: Eukaryota; Metazoa; Chordata; Crocodylia; Gavialidae. Gene Ontology annotation, biological process: signal transduction. Gene Ontology annotation, molecular function: protein kinase C binding. The record is from RefSeq and is a predicted model, not a curated record. The transcript has a single exon. Gene Ontology annotation, cellular component: cytoplasm. Bases 594 to 1307 code for a protein of 237 amino acids.